Peromyscus eremicus (cactus mouse) is the source of this 2191-nucleotide messenger RNA. RefSeq names its product ornithine decarboxylase 1 (gene Odc1). Gene Ontology annotation, molecular function: ornithine decarboxylase activity. The record is from RefSeq and is a predicted model, not a curated record. The transcript has 12 exons. Gene Ontology annotation, cellular component: cytoplasm. NCBI's taxonomy places the organism in Eukaryota, Metazoa, Chordata, Mammalia, Rodentia, Cricetidae. The coding region runs from base 490 to 1878 and encodes 462 amino acids.
CUCCCCCCCGCCACCGUCGCUGCACCUCCUCCCCGGCCGGAACCGAUCGCGGCUGGUUUGAGCUGGUGCGUCUCCAUGACGACGUGCUCAGCGUAUAAGUAGCGGCGCGGCGCGCCGUCGGGCUUUGUCAGUCCCUGCAGCGGCCGCCGCCGUCCGCCCUCCCGCCCUGUUCCCUCCCUCCGCCAGCAGCAGCAGCAGCAGCAGCAGCAGCACCUCGGCGCCACCUCGGGCCGGCGUCUGCCGCGGCGGCGGGCUCGACGAGGCGGCUGACGGGGCGGCGGCGGCGGGCGGCCGGGCACCCUCCUCGGGGUUCGGUGGCGGCGGCGGCGUCUCCCAUCUCCAUGGGGCUGGCCAGCGGCGUCCGUGCGCUGUGAGAACGCUUCCACCGCUCCAAGGAGACAGCGUUCGGAGUUCCUGGAUAGCUUGCCUUGUGAGGAGCUGGCGAUAGUUUAAUUCCACCUCUAGGUUUUUUGUGGCACAUCGAGAAUCAUGAACAACUUUAAUAAGGAAGAGUUUGAGUGCCAUAUCCUCGAUGAAGGCUUUACUGCCAAGGACAUCCUGGACCAAAAAAUUAAUGAAGUUUCUUCCUCAGACGACAAGGAUGCUUUUUAUGUUGCGGACCUUGGAGACAUUCUGAAGAAACACCUGAGAUGGCUAAAAGCCCUUCCCCGUGUCACUCCCUUUUAUGCUGUCAAAAGUAACGACAGCAGAGCCAUCGUGAACACCCUAGCCGCCAUUGGGACGGGUUUUGACUGUGCAAGCAAGACUGAAAUACAGUUGGUGCAGGGGCUUGGGGUGCCUCCCGAGAGGAUUAUCUAUGCCAAUCCUUGUAAACAAGUGUCUCAAAUCAAGUAUGCUGCCAGUAAUGGAGUCCAGAUGAUGACUUUUGACAGUGAGGUUGAGUUGAUGAAAGUCGCCAGAGCACAUCCAAAGGCAAAGUUGGUUUUGCGGAUUGCCACUGAUGAUUCCAAAGCAGUUUGUCGCCUGAGUGUGAAGUUUGGCGCCACACUCAAAACCAGCAGGCUUCUCUUGGAACGGGCAAAAGAGCUAAAUAUUGAUGUCGUUGGUGUCAGCUUCCACGUGGGGAGUGGAUGUACUGAUCCUGAGACCUUCGUACAGGCCCUGUCGGAUGCCCGCUGUGUCUUUGACAUGGGAACAGAAGUUGGUUUCAGCAUGUAUCUGCUUGAUAUUGGUGGUGGCUUUCCUGGAUCUGAGGAUACAAAGCUUAAAUUUGAAGAGAUCACCAGUGUGAUCAACCCGGCUCUGGACAAGUACUUCCCACCAGACUCUGGAGUGAGAGUCAUAGCUGAGCCGGGCAGAUACUAUGUCGCGUCAGCUUUCACACUGGCAGUCAACAUCAUUGCCAAGAAAGUAGUGUGGAAGGAGCAGACCGGCUCGGAUGAUGAGGAUGACUCAAAUGAGCAAACCAUCAUGUACUAUGUGAAUGACGGAGUCUAUGGAUCAUUCAACUGCAUUCUUUACGAUCAUGCGCAUGUCAAGGCCCUGCUGCCAAAGAGACCCAAGCCAGAUGAGAAGUAUUACUCAUCCAGCAUCUGGGGACCAACAUGUGAUGGCCUUGAUCGGAUCGUCGAGCGCUGUAACCUGCCUGAAAUGCAUGUGGGUGAUUGGAUGCUCUUUGAGAACAUGGGUGCAUACACUGUUGCUGCUGCAUCCACUUUCAAUGGGUUCCAGAGGCCUUCCAUCUACUAUGUCAUGUCGAGGUCAAUGUGGCAACUCAUGAAGCAGAUCCAGAGCCAUGGCUUCCCACCCGAAGUGGAGGAGCAGGAUGUGGGCACGCUGCUGCCCUUGUCAUGUGCCCAGGAGAGCGGGAUGGACCGGCACCCAGCAGCCUGUGCUUCUGCUAGUAUCAAUGUGUAGCUGUCACCUGCAAGUUUAGCUUGAAUUAAGGGAUUUGGGGGGACCAUUUAACUUAAUUACUGCUAGUUUUGAGGUCUUUGUAAGAGUAGGGUUUGCAGCAGAUGCAGAUGGAAGGCUAGGAGAUGGGUCACACUUACCUGUGUUCCUAUGGAAACUUUGACUAUUUGUUUUAUAUGGAUUUUUAUUCACUUUUCAGACAUGAUACUAACGUGCCCCUCAGCUGCUGAGCAAGCGUUUGUAGCUUGUGCAUUUGGCAGAAUGGGCCAAAAGCUGAUGUUGUGACCCAUUUUGAAAAUAAACGAUCUUGAAAUAA